Messenger RNA from Panicum virgatum (switchgrass), 987 nucleotides. Its product is annotated as non-specific lipid-transfer protein C6-like. Bases 236 to 763 code for a protein of 175 amino acids. The record is from RefSeq and is a predicted model, not a curated record. The transcript is spliced from 2 exons. NCBI's taxonomy places the organism in Eukaryota, Viridiplantae, Streptophyta, Magnoliopsida, Poales, Poaceae.
GGCAAAGCGCCAUAGCAUCCUUCUAGUUCCUACAUCCUACUUCCGAGACCUCCAAUUCCGCCAUCUCUUUUAGCGAUGACGUCGCCCAAGAUCAUCGCCCUGUUCCUCGCCUUCGCCGUGGCGGCGGCGGCGCUGCAGCCCUCGGAAGCGGCGAGGCCAGUCCAAGCCCAGCAAGGGUUGAAGCCAGCGGCUGCGAGCCACGCCCACGCGGCAGAGAAGGUGUCCGUACAAGAAGAUGGCGGCGCGCCGACCCCGCCCGGCCUCCCCGCCGGCGUCCAGCUCCCCCCCGGGGCUGCUGCCGGCCAUCCUGGGCCUGCUCUUCCCGCCGCUGGGCGGCAUCAUCAGCAUCAUCCAGCCGCUGCUCCCGCCGCCGGGCUCCCCGCCGCAGCAGGGCGGCGCCCUGGGCGGCCUGCUGCCGGGCGCCUCGCCUUCCCCGCCGCCGCAGACGGAGUGCAUGACGCCGCUGGCGGCCAUGGCGCCGUGCACGGACUACCUCACCAGCGCCACCGCCGUGGCGACUCCCCCCGGCGAGUGCUGCGACGGGCUGAGGGCCGUCGUCCGGGACGCGCCCAUCUGCCUCUGCCACGGCACGAACGGCGGCAUGAACCAGCUCCUGCCCAGGCCCGUCGACCCCCUCCGCAUGGCCGUCCUCCCGCUCGCCUGCGGCGCCGUGCUGCCGAUCCAGACGCUCCUCAUGUGCAACUCGAACCAGGUGCCGCCGAUAAUGCCGCCCACGGCCACACCUCCUCCAUUGUCACCGUAGAUGCCGCCGUCGAGGUUUCUGUCCAUACUACUCAGGCUAGUUUGUGUCUUCUUAGUUUCAAGAUGGUACUGGCCUACUACGAAUCUAGGAUACUCCAGUUUAGAAAUUGAAGUCGUCGUAGAGAGUGUUAAGUUAGAUGGUUGAGGAGUCGUAUUAGUGCAGAGUGAAGUCAUGUAAACAGCUCAGUUUCUUGCGUCAUAAUAUAAUGUACAUGAUGAUGCGUC